Messenger RNA from Melitaea cinxia (Glanville fritillary), 2389 nucleotides. RefSeq names its product transmembrane channel-like protein 7. The record is from RefSeq and is a predicted model, not a curated record. The coding region runs from base 1 to 2283 and encodes 760 amino acids. Gene Ontology annotation, molecular function: mechanosensitive monoatomic ion channel activity. Gene Ontology annotation, cellular component: plasma membrane. Lineage: Eukaryota; Metazoa; Arthropoda; Insecta; Lepidoptera; Nymphalidae. The transcript has 5 exons.
AUGUCAGGCGGUAAAAACAAGAGGUCGAAGCGCCAUGAGGGUUGGGAAGAGGCAGGGGGGGAGUUCUACCAGGAACUCUACCCUGGGGGGGAGCAAGAACUCUUCGAUAACCUGCAGAGGGCUGACGCUGCUAAGCUGGCCACCCUUCUACCUUCGAAGCAGGCUAGAACGACCACAUCGAAGCGAGCUCGCUCUCAGAAUGAGCGCAGACAGUCGACAUUCGCUCGUACGACGCAGAGUCGAGACAUACACCUCUCCAUGUUACCGGAUUUAUCAGAAAAUCUAUCAAACGAAGAGCGAACAUGGGAAGAAAUCAUGCAAAUCAAGGCGAUGCCGGUACCGAUGAAUCAAAAACGGGAAAUAAAAUCGAGAUUACAGAACGCAACAAAACUUCGCCUGCAAGGUUUAGAGCAAUUACAGUGGCGUCAACGUAAAGCCUUGCAUCGUUUUCGAAUAAGAUUCGGCGAAAUAGUUGGCAAACUUGAACUGUGGCAAUCAUCCUUACGAGAAAUAGAGGGAAAGUUUGGCACUGGCGUUGUCUCCUAUUUCCUAUUCCUAAGAUGGUUGUUAUUUCUAAACCUAGCCAUAUCAGUUUUCGUCAUUUUAUUCCUAAUCCUACCCACAGUUCUGCUACAUGAGAAUUUAGAAUGUGAGCAGUUCGAAAAUUCUACAAUAUGCUGUUCCCAGGCCUAUUUACAGCGUAAUCUGACCACCAGUAAUGUGGUGUUGGAUCUGAUCCAAGGAACAGGGUGGAUGGAGCGCACCAUACUUUUCUAUGGUGUUUAUAGUGAUCAAAUUUAUACGUAUUACUUGAAGAACCUUUGGGACGCUGGGAUGUACUACAAUAUGCCAUUGGCGUAUAUAUUGAUACCUAUUACUUGGACGCUAUUUUCGUUAAUCGCGAUUGUCAAAACAGCAGCUAAGGGUUUCAAGGAAAGAUUAGUAGAGAAUGAAGGUCAGUUUUAUAUGUACUGCAAUCUAGUGUUUGGAGGGUGGGAUUUCUGCAUACACAACGAUAAAUCCGCUAAAAUCAAGCACAAAGCGCUUUAUAACGAAAUAAAAGGUUGUCUGGAAGAAGAGAGGUACAAAGAAGAGAAGCAAUCAAGAACUAGAGAACGUCAGAUACUAAUGCAUUUGAUGAGGAUACUCAUAAAUUUUCUGGUUUUCGCGAUACUAAUCGGUUCGGGUAUUCUUAUUUACCAGAUCUUCAAUCUAGCGAUGGAUAAAUUAAACGAAGAGUUUUUCGCGGAAAAUGUGUUUGAAAAUCAAUUUCUACCAUUUAUCACGAUAGGGGUAUUGAAUAUAUUCAUACCGGAAAUAUUCGGUUAUUUGAUAAAAUUCGAAACGUACACACCAGCUAACGCGAUAAUAAUAACCUUAUUACGUACGGUAUUACUACGGCUAUCCUCUUUAGCAGUACUUCUCAGUCAGAUAUACUUGCAAAUCACCGAUCCAAGUAGGAACGAGAAAUGCCUAGAACCAGACGAAGAAUUCAGACACGAGUGCUGGGAAACAUAUGUCGGCCAGCAAUUGUACAAAUUGGUCCUAACCGAUUUCGCGUUACAAUUCGUGAUGACAUUUUUCAUAAAUCUCCCUCGAGCUUUCAUAGCAAGACACAGUAAUAGCAGGUGUCUGAAAAUUAUCGGCACCCAAGAUUUCUAUCUCCCAAAGCAUGUGUUGGACAUCGUUUAUAUUCAGACUAUAGUAUGGAUGGGUGCAUUUUUCUGCCCGUUUCUCCCGAUAAUCGGGACAAUCUUCUGUUUCCUAAUUUUCUAUAUAAAGAAAUUCGCCUGUUUGAUGAAUUGCACCCCAUCGCCCAUAGUUUACAAAGCAUCGAAGUCUAAAUCUUUGUUCAUGUCAGUUUUAUUGCUGGGUUUUGUGAUAUCGAUCUUACCUGUCGCGUAUUCGGUGGCAGAAAUAGAGCCAUCGAUAAACUGUGGUCCGUUUAGGAGAUACGAAACAGUUUGGUCGUUUGUCGUCGAGACUUUUAAAGCUUUCCCUUUCUUGAUUCGAGAAUUUGUCUUUCUUAUAGGAACAUCAACUUUUGCUGUACCAGCGUUUGCGAUAUUACUAUUUUUCCUAUAUUACUAUUGGGCAGUUGCGGCAGCUAAUAGGCAUAUGGUUGAAGUAUUAAAGAAUCAGCUAGUUCUAGAAGGUCAUGAUAAACAAUUCCUCUUGAAUAGGCUGAGUGCGUUCAUAAGACAACAUCAGAAAAGAUGUGAGAGGCGUAACAGAGCCAGUUUCGCUGAUGACGAUUCAUCUAUACAACAUAGCUCGAGAUAAAAUAUUUAAAUUGUGAACAUUUGUAUAAAAAAAUUCUGCAAAUACUCAAAAAAGAAAUGUACAUAAAAAAUCUUCUGAAAACCCAUUUUAGAUUAUUUGGUAUUCA